AGAGGUGUUGUCUCUCAAACACCAACAGUUCAACAUUCAGUCUUCAUUCCCUCACCUGUUCAUGUCUGAGACCUUUUACACCUGGUGAACAAUCUGCGUCUGUCAUGAAGAUGAUGAUGAUGAUGAUGAAGAUGGUGAUCUCUCUCUGACUGCAGGAAGCUGAAAACACUUUUCUCUGGGAGUGUGUUACCUGUCCUGGUUUGGAGUUACAUUUCUCUUGGUCCUAAAUCUGCGUUGGUUCAAACAGAUGAGGAAUCUGUGCUGGUCUUCUGUUACAGAGAGAAUGAGACCUGGAUCAGCUGCAGUGUUUCUGAUUCUCCUGAUGAACGUCUCCACAGGUCAAACUCUGACAUGUCCUCAAAAACAGUAUCAGAUAAAUGAUAGAUGCUGUCCUAUGUGUCCAGCUGGAGGUUGGGUUUAUGCAGACUGCACAGAGUCCAGAAGUACUGACUGUCUGCCCUGCUCUGAAGGAACCUUUAUGGACCAUCCGACUUCCCAUCCAUUCUGCUACAUCUGUAAAAGCUGUGAUGAAGGUUCUGGUCUGAAGAUGAAGACGUCGUGUACGAUAGUAUCAGACACAGUUUGUGAACCUCUGGAAGGAUUUUACUGCUCAGACUCUAGAAAGGACGACUGUGUGGAAGCAAGGAAACACAGACGCUGUGAACCAGGAGAAUACAUCAGAGAACACGGAACCAGGAAGGAGGAAUCAGAGGGUCGAGAGCUGCUGAGAGCAGGAACUGAGACAGAGGACGCUCAGUGUGGAGGAAAAGUGUCACACAGGACUGUACUGAUUAGCUUCGUUGUUGUUGUGAUGUCUUUAUUCUCUGUACUUUUAGUUUGUUAUCUCGCAUGGUGGAUAAUAAGCCAUCUAUUUCCAGAAGUCAUAGCAGCAGUACUCUCCAACCGGAAAGGUGUGACGUUUAGAGAACAACUCCUGGAGAGUCUGAUAUCAGAUGACUCCAAAGAGUCGAAGGGUGAGACGGUUCAGGAUCCUGUUCUGGUCCAGCUGCUGGAUCCUGACACACUUUGUUGAUAUCUGUUUAUAUGUAUAUAUGUGUUUAUAUUGAUAUUUAUAUCUAUUUUUUUAUCUGGUCCAGUUUGGUUUUUCUGAGACGAUGAUUGGACACCAACACUUUCAACAGCGUUCCAUCGGCUCUCUCACCAUCAAGUUUCUCUUGCAUUUCUUGUUACUAUUGUAAAAAGGAAUAAAUAAAAAGAUUUGACUUAA
This is a messenger RNA of Labrus bergylta (ballan wrasse), 1228 nucleotides long. NCBI's taxonomy places the organism in Eukaryota, Metazoa, Chordata, Actinopteri, Labriformes, Labridae. The record is from RefSeq and is a predicted model, not a curated record.